Coffea eugenioides is the source of this 1753-nucleotide messenger RNA. RefSeq lists its product as uncharacterized. The coding region runs from base 199 to 1332 and encodes 377 amino acids. The transcript has 7 exons. Gene Ontology annotation, molecular function: lipid binding. The record is from RefSeq and is a predicted model, not a curated record. Lineage: Eukaryota; Viridiplantae; Streptophyta; Magnoliopsida; Gentianales; Rubiaceae.
UAUGUAUUAAGGAAUGGUGGUGGAUGGCAAAUAUUUAUACAAGCAAGCACCAUAGUUAAGAACGAGGAACGGGUGGAGUCGCGGCAGUAGCCUGUAGCAGUGGGGAAGCUGCUUUCGUGUUUGUAGCAAACUGGACAGCCCUUUUUGGUACUGUGAAUUUGACGAAUAGAGACUAGAGACAGCAGCAGAAGAAGAGAAAUGGUGGAUGAUGGAGGACUAAGGCCAUCAUGGAACCCAUAUACCAUGGGAGUUAUACUUGUCAUAUUGGCGACCCAGUUUGUGAGGUGGUGCUCCGCUCGCUUCCGCUUCACGGUUGCUCCUCCUAAUCUCAACCCCAAAACAAAUGCUAAUGUCGCCGUUUCACCUUCCUCCGCCGCCCUCUCGCAACCUAGGACUUCUAGCAUUGUAUCUGACUCGGAUCUCAAGGAUUUGCUCCAUGACUUGGAUGAGAAGCUUCAUGAGAAUGAGGAAUGGGAGCCUGUCAUUGACAGGAGAAACCAUUUCUUUUCCUACACUGCCAAGUCUUGCAAGCCUAAGGAUGGGCCUUUGAAAUAUUUGAGUAUUACAGUGUUUGAGAAUUGCUCUUCUGAGUUGCUGAGAAAUUUUUAUAUGGACAAUAACUAUAGGAAAACCUGGGACAAGACCUUAAUGGAGCAUGAGCAGCUGCAGGUGGAUGAAAGUAAUGGAACUGAAAUUGGUCGCACGAUAAAAAAAUUCCCCUUCUUGACCCCAAGAGAAUAUGUAUCAGCUUGGAGAGUUUGGGAAGAUAAAUAUGGGGCCUUCUACUGUCUUAGUAAGGGAUGUGAACAUGCUCUUGCCCCAAGACAGAAGAAAUAUGUAAGGGUUAUGUUCCUUAGGUCUGGUUGGCGAAUCAGAAAAGUAGCUGGUAGAAAUGCAUGCGAAAUCAAAAUGGUGCAUCAAGAAGACGCUGGCCUGAAUGUGGAAAUGGCAAAGCUGGUAUUUGCAAAGAGCAUAUGGAGUUAUGUAUGCAGGAUGAGUGAUGCGCUUCAUAUAUAUUCUCCUCAGCUGAAUUCAUCUUUGAGUGCAACAAUGCUAACUCAGAAGUUCCCUCCUGGAAUGGAAGGUGUUGAUGACACGUCCUCUGCAGCAAGUACCAUUUGCUGCCAAGUGGCUUCGGAUUGCUAUACCAGUAAUAUCUCCAGAAAACCUGCAAAUAAAUUGAUAAAAAAUGGUUUGAUCCUACUAGGGGGUGCAGUCUGCCUGUCUGGGGGUCAUUCUGACUUGGGUGCAAAGGUUGCAAUGGCGUACAUCUUGACCAAGUUAACCAAGCAUGGUGCUUUAUCAAGGCUACGUAAAGCAGGCAAGCAUUAGCAUUUGCAAGAGGUGCCCUACUGUGAAGGCUGAAGCUGGGUGAAAGAGUCCAAAUAUCUGCGGAUCCCCAAGAAUGUAGUGGAUGGAAUACAAGCAGCAUAACGCAACAGAUGCAUUAGCAAGGUUAGCUGUGCAUUUCCUAGCAAAAUGGGAGUUGAUGAACAUUGACCUGUUGGCUCUAGAAGUGAAGUGUGAUUAUUUAAAAUUUGAAACAUAUGUGUGGAUGAUCUACAUUUGGCCAACCAUGUCGAUAUGUUUUAUUGCUCUAGGAGUGUUUGAAAUUUUGCCGUCUACGUGAGUUAAACGCAACAAAAGAAGUGCAGGGAGCAUUUGCAGUCUUUGUAUUUGCCGAGAACUUGCCGUCUUUUCAUCUCAUUUGCGGAAGAAAACUUAAGCCAAAGAUGACAUCUUACCGUCGCAA